AGUUGACACAAGACGGAUUUACAACAGGGUCUAGGACUUGCCGGAGUCGUUGCAAAGCAUCUCCUGCAGUCAGUGAUGAAUAGUUCUUGUUGCUUGUUCUAUUUUCACCCAUUUUUGAGUCAGAAACAAACACAAAGGUCAAGAAGGCCAAUAUCAUGGUUGUCUAGAGAGAGGUCCUGCCGCCGUCUGGUUUCGCUUUUGUGCUGCUCUUUGCAUUUCGACGUGCUCUGACCUCGCUGUGGCGCUGUCUUUUUUCUGCUUGGAAGCCUGCGCCAACUUGCACGAUUCAGGAGCCAGCAAAAAAGCAAGAAUAAGAGCCCCAUGUUGGCGCAAGAAGGCCACCAAGCCGGCGACCGCCCGACGGCCGCCACCGCCAGCCGACCUGUAUCCAAUCUUCAGAAGAUUCCGUCAUGUCAGGACAAUCUGCCAAGCGCAGCGCCAGGGUCUCCUUGCGCGCUCGGACAAAAGAACCAAACUACCACCAUUACGCCCGGCAACAUGACGACCAACAGUCGCGAUAAUGUUUCGAGCUCCGCCUGCAGUUCGACCUGUAGCUGUCGGCGCUGGGGCAGGAGGCCGGGGGAGAAACAAAGUUCCGAGCUAACAAAAUCUGAAACCGACGACGAAGGCCCGGUAGUUUUUCCAGGCAGCCGGAUGUACAUCCCAGUGGGCAGCACGACUGAGAGCGGGCCAGAUCGGGAGGGACAGAGCAGAAGUGAGAAAGCUUUAUCGAGAUCGAGUCCGCAUGAUGAAAGAACCUACCGCUGCACCGGAGCGAGCCGGUCUGCGAGCUCUCCUGCAGUUUCGUCCGCUCUCUGUCUGCGAGGUGCAUGUGAAGAAGAAAUGCUAGCCCGGAAGAAAGUUUGUCCCGCGGCCGAUGAACAAGCAUCUGAGGGGCCAGCGGUCGCAGUAGUGGCACCUGAAGGAGCACCGGGCGUGGUGGUGCAUGCGCUUGCAAUUACAUCCUCACUGAACACCAGGCGGAGAACGACCGCGACAAGGGAGAGCUCCCGCAGAGAGCAUAGCAGAAAAGCAAGUUUGUUUCGUAUACAGGAGAAGGAGAACAAGACAACUACGAGGCAAAAUACAAGCACCGAGCUGCUGUGCCAGAAAUACAGGGCGAUGGUACAAGACAGUGCCACGACACGAAAGGGACGCUGCAGGAAGUUGGAAAUCGAAGCGGUCAACAGGAAUGCCAGCCGAAUAUGCAAGACUGCAAAGAUCGGGGGUGAUCUUACUAGCCUACAGUCCCCAGAGAAGGCUAAGACCACGAGAAUCUACGGGGCCGCGCGCAAAAGUCAGGCUAUUGCCUCAUCAAAGUCGAAAACAUCAAUCUUCUCGAUGCUGAAGAGCCUUCCGCUUUUGUUUUUCAGCCUGUUCCUACACACAACCACUCCCGUGGUCUUUGCCGUGCCUUCACCAGAGUGGUAUUUGCCCGGCGUCACGCCCGUGCAGUACCAGCAGGGGCAGCAAGUUCCGCUCUUUGUCAACAAGCUGACCAGCGUGAAAACACAGCUUCCCUACCGCUACUACACCCUGCCAUACUGUAUUUUUUUCGUCUUGGUCACUUUUCGUUUUUCGGUGACACUGACGUCAGCGUGACACAAGCUUUUUCUUCAUAUAACAACAUGAACAUCGUCCCGCAAGCCACAACUCCACCCCUCAACAUAUUUACACAACAGGUUCCCCCGACAAGCUCCGCGAAUCUCGCGGAAACCUGGGCGCCUCGUUGAUGGGGGAUGUGGUGGAAAAUUCACCGUAUGAGGUUCGCAUGCUGGAGAAUACCAACUGCAAGAACCUGUGCCAAAAACCGCUCACCUCGGAGGACAAAAAACUUUUCAAGUUAAUGAUCGACGAAGAUUACCAAGUCAACUGGAUUCUGGAUAAUCUACCAGGUACGAAUGAAACUUUUGGUAAAAUAGAGUAGAACAUCUUCCUCGGAUAUAGCAGCUGGCUGAAGUUGUAGUACGCAGUCGAAAAUAAUGCCAAUGCAUCUUGCCCCUUGUCCUUGCCUGGCUCAAUAUUAAGGUUGUUAUCCUGGCGCAACUUUAUGCUCAUUCGGAAAAGGUACCACAAAGUACGCGCGGAAAAAUGCUGGAAAGGAAGACUACACCUACAUGGUUGGAUUUCCCGUCGGGCUUGAGCAGCGCGGACGCUAUUUCCUGCACAAUCACGCAAAGAUCAUCAUUCAGUAUUGCCGUUUUCGUUUUCCAUAAACUGGCGCAAAAUGUGUCAAUGAUGAGAUUGUGAUUCAGAAUGAAUCUAUCGAAAUAGUCCACCACAAACUGCAGAUACCACUCCUCUCCCACGGAGUUUGCGGGCUUCCGCAUCGUCGGUUUCGAGAUCGAGCCGCAUUCGCUGACCAACCAGCAGACGGACCAGUGCCACGAGGGCGAGACCUCCCCGGUUUUUGACCUCGACGCGCAGGACUCCGUCACUUUCACGUAUGACGUUUUGUGGAAAUUUUCGGAAGACGAGUGGUCGGGCCGUUGGGAGCGGUACAUGAAGGGCGCGAAGGGAAAGAUCCACUGGUUCAGUAUUCUGAACAGCGUCAUGAUCGUGCUGUUCUUGAGCUCCAUGGUGGCCAUGAUUUUGUUGAGAACCUUGCACCGGGACAUCUCGCGCUACAACGAAAUUGCGACCAGCGAGGACAGUGCGGAGGAAACAGGUAGGAAAAGUCUUGCGAAAUGAAAUUUGUUAUAGGCGGCCAAUGAAGCGCUUCUUCUGAAAUGCGUAGCAGGGCAUUGUUCCAGCUCGUAGAAAUUUGAUCAACAAUGAAUUGUGAAAGGACAAGAAACUCACAAAACAGGCUGGAAGCUGGUGCACGGCGACGUUUUCCGCAAGCCGGUGCACAGCAAGCUCCUCGCAGUUUCCGUCGGCAGCGGUGUGCAGAUCCUCGGGAUGAGCAUGGUGAUCCUCGUUUUCGCCUGUCUCGGCUUGCUCUCGCCCCAGUACCAGGGCUAUCUGCUGCAGUCCAUGCUGCUCCUCUUCGUCUUCAUGGGAUCUUUUGCAGGGUAUAGAAAUCGAUUUAGAACUUCUACAUAAAACAAAAACUGUCGCGGUCCUACAAUGGAUGCAUUCUCGAAGUAUAAUUUGUCUCCUUGUUGCGCACCACUGCGACGUGCGAGCAAUAACAUCUCAAAAACAAACUGCUCCUGAUGCAGCUCGGACCAUUCAUUGUUGCAGGUACUACUCCGCCCGGCUUUACAAGAUGUUCAACGGACAGGACUGGAAAGCCACGACAUUGUUAACGGCCUUCUGGUUCCCGGGUGUGGCAUUCACUGUGUUUUUCGUCAUUAAUCUCUUCAUUUGGUAUAUGGAGAGAAAAAAGUUUGUCACAGUCACUAACUUGGAGGUUUUGCAUUACAUCACAGCUUUUCCUUGUAUUGCAGAAACACUAGGGAAAUCCCUCAUGAAGUUUGGCUGUGAUGCAUUUUUACGCAUGACAAACAAUUUUGUAUUGCAAGAAUGCGCGAUGAGUGAUCGUGACGAACUUUUUUUCUUCGAUAUGGUACACGGGAAGCAGCCGCGCCGUGCCCUUUUCCAGCAUGUUCAACCUGCUCCUGCUGUGGUUCGGUGUCAGUGUGCCGCUGGUAUUGAAUAUCUUGACGCACCAUGAUGGGCGGCGAAAUCGUUCUUCAUACAUUUUCGCUGUGGAGUUUUCACUUUUCAGAGAUAGAAAGACAUCAAACCAUGAUCUCUGCUUUCCCCGUCAUGCGCAACCAUACCACGACGGCUAAUGAGUAUGAGAAGUGACAACUUAUUCUUCUUUGAAAAUGUUUUUUCUACCUCGGCACCGCAGGUGUUCUUCGGUGCCUACAUCGGAUACCGGCGAGACACGAUGGAACUCCCCGUCCGCACGAACGCAAUCCCACGUCACGUUCCCCCGCAACCCUGGUUCACAAAACCGCUGAUCACAUCAAUGAUCGGGGGCGUCUUGCCGUUCGGGGCGGUGUUUACGGAGCUGUUCUUCAUUCUGUCGUAUAAAUUUUUCGAAUUUUUCAUUUUCGGUUUCUCGUUGUGCACAUUCCACCAAAAUCUAUCAAACGCGACAAGGUUGGCACCUGGCAUGGGGAAUACCAGUACUCGAAGAUCAACAAUAAAGUCACCGCUUUUAGUACAGAAAAAUGAACACGACCACAGGUCCAUCUGGCAGCACCAGUUCUACUACCUGUUUGGUUUUCUUUUCCUCGUCCUCAUCAUCCUCGUCAUCACAUGCGUGGAAAUUUCCAUCGCCCUGGUCUAUUUUCAGCUCACCUCGGAAGAUUACCACUGGUGGUGGCGGAGUUUUUUCAGCAGUGGCAGCAGCGGUUUCUACGUUUUUCUCUACGCACUGCUCUACAAGGCCACGCGUAUGCAGAUCGACGACUUUAUCCCGUCGUUGGUCUACGUGGGCUACAUGGGCUUGAUGUCCUACGGGUUUUUCCUUCUCACCGGUGCUGUAGGACUCUUGGGGGCCUUCUCCUUCGUGAAAACUAUCUACGGAAGCAUCAAGAUCGACUGAAUGUUGUGUAGCUAGUACAAGCGAAAAAUAACGCAAUUUUUACGAUUCCUCUACAACAACACCUAGUCGUGCACAGGAGUGGAGCUGCGGCAGUGGAGCUGUUUGUUGUGCCUUGCUUUCUUUCAUCUUCUUGCGCAAAAUAGCCAAGGAUGAUUCCUGCAGGAGGUUUCUACUUAUUUUCUUUUCUUUUCAAAUCUUCAUGUUGGAUUAUUGGGUUUAUUGCAGUCGCCUCAUUUAUGUUCUUUUUUCCUGUUGAAGGUUUUGUCCAAAAAAAAAAAAUGAACCAAACCAUGAUCGGAAGAUGUUAGUGUUGAUAUCAGUUGAGUAGCUCCUCUUAAUGUCGGCGUGCAAAUGUACUUGUACUGUUUUCGUCCACUUUGUUCAUCGAGUCAUAGUUGCGCGGCCUAUUUACACCAACCCUCCGGUACCAGAGAGGCGGGCAAGUUGUGACCCGACCACGGAAAAUCGCAACUACAGCAAAAUGACUUUCUUUCUGCGCAUGAUGUGGUGCCGAGAAGAAGGCGAAGAGGAAU
Amoebophrya sp. A120 is the source of this 5037-nucleotide messenger RNA. The record is from the annotation of a GenBank genome assembly. NCBI's taxonomy places the organism in Eukaryota, Dinophyceae, Syndiniales, Amoebophryaceae.